Molecule: messenger RNA, 753 nt
Organism: Dentiscutata heterogama
Lineage: Eukaryota; Fungi; Glomeromycota; Glomeromycetes; Diversisporales; Gigasporaceae
Source: the annotation of a GenBank genome assembly
AUGUCAAAAGUCUUUGCCUUAGCGAAUCGUAUCUACACUAACAGUUAUAAUAGUCGCCCUCUACUUACAUCAGCAUGCACAAACGCUAUUAUUGCGUCAAUAUCUGAUAUAUUGGCUCAAGGUAUUACAUUAGCAAAAAAAAACAACAACCACACUUCCGCAACAAAACCUGAGUCAUCAAUUACUACGAAAUCUUUAUCAAAUUUUAAUGAAGAAACUUUAUCAAAACAAGUUCAAAAACAAGUAUCCGCGAAUAUUGAAGGUUCAAAUCUCAGUGAUGAAACUUUACCAACACAAGUUCAAAAACAAGUAUCCGCGAAUAUUGAAGGUUUUGAUUACAUUCGCACUUUAAGAUUUUCAUCUUAUGGAUUUGUAAUUGCUCCAGUUGUUUAUACUUGGUUUUCUUUUUUGGACAAAAGAUUUCCAUUACCUCAAAUAAAAGCUAGUAAAGCUACACAAAUAAGUACCAUAAUUAAAAGAGUCUCGGUAGAUCAAAUUGCAUUUGCACCCGUCGGAUUGUCUUUAUUUUUUAUUAUUAUUGGAGUGUUUGAAGGUCAUGAUAUAAAUGGCAUUAAACAAAAAUUUCGAGAGGCUUAUAUUCCUGCUUUAAAAGCAAAUUAUAUAACUUGGCCAUUUGUUCAAUUUAUUAAUUUUGGAUUUCUUCCUUUAAGAUAUCGGUUACCUUUUGUUAGUUCUGUUGGCAUUCUAUGGACAUGUUAUCUUAGUUUAUUGAAUAGUGUAACGGAAUUUUAA